Messenger RNA from Notechis scutatus (mainland tiger snake), 1773 nucleotides. The record is from RefSeq and is a predicted model, not a curated record. Lineage: Eukaryota; Metazoa; Chordata; Lepidosauria; Squamata; Elapidae.
AUGGUGUGCGGUGGUUGCAAGUCUUUCUGGUGUGGUAGUCGCCUCGCUGGUCAGUUGACGGGGGUCGGAGGGCUGCUGAAAGCCAAAUGCCCCCUGACUCUGGAGAUGGAUGAGGUGGCCCCAAGGAAUCAUUACAAGCUGGGAGAGCUUUCCAUUGGUGGCAUCAUCUCUGAAAGUCAGGGUUUUUUCCGAAUAAUAAGUUUUGAAAAAUAUCCUUUGACUCAGUUAUCAGGGGUAAUGCAAUCAAAAUACUGGAAGAUGCUAUCCUUCCUUUUUGCUAUCCAGGAGAUCAACCAGGAUUCCAGUCUCUUACCCAACAUCACCCUGGGCUACAAUAUUUAUGAAAAUUAUUUCCAUCCAGAAAAGACUUCUGAUGCUUUGCUGGACCUGCUUUCAGACGGGGAGGCCAAUGUCCCCAACUACAGUUGUGGGAGGCAGAGAAACACAGUGGCUGUUCUUGAAGGGGCUGAGACUGGCUUCUCCAUCCAGAUAUCAUCUAUGUUGGGCACCUACAAAAUGCCACAGCUUCAUCCCUUCCUUGGAAACUCUGAGUUUUAUAAUAAAUCCAUAGCUGGAGUGUCUCUCGGUGAGAAUGGAGUUCUGGCAGUGGACCUGGACAUUGUCAACUGGCUGCUUCACAAAAGCACAGUUCACAGAAUAAUAAUUGGAAGCCUAGAAAAACAAGGAUCCCUGGAUUUCAAGUUUAUGUUGUAUCCAAAGGAUGUGGCAGAGAUGGAUAAGAUGAACCAGACUCUCCCUCCUUCCAGGUGUGUGGAAAACUGUCGUCCUGGAUUCAUGAAGGUGGAACUGGAAGGGAAGCUCAUCUGCUGCUAUGAUUGUCUUCCUUGUGCAGAAGGAAGCAUCUCCACAAUGGCAGACGUAGAAAAAUGCAACAAAUGUCCAGGAGAUCAACAUCCAAACAAUAACCGAAAUCGCUGUAUCCCCAAGAUUAAGACUUUCCUGUCCUAUCAAGAAAAAUUGGGCAUUGCCUUGACUUCCAUUGCCUUGUUCCUCUCUUUGAUCACAUGCUUUAUCUUGGGAAUCUUCAUUAAAUUCCAAGAAACUCCCAUAGUCAAAGCCAACAAUCGGGACCUCUCUUAUAUCCUUCUGGUUUGUCUCCUGCUUUCCUUCUUCACCCCCUUCUUGUUCAUUGGUCAGCCAAGGAGAGUCACCUGCCUUCUACGACAAACGGCCUUCAGCAUCAUCUUCUCUGCUGCCAUUUCUUCUGUCUUGGCCAAAACCAUCACAGUGGUGCUGGCCUUCUGGGCCACAAAACCAGGGAAUAAUGUUCAGAGAUGGCUGGGAAAAAGUUUGGCCAACUCCAUUAUCCUCUCUUGCAGUGGGUUCCAAGCUGUUCUCUGCAGCAUCUGGUUAGCUGUUUUCCCUCCAUUCUCUGAGUCUGACAUGCAUUCUCAAUCUGCAGAAAUUAUUCUACAGUGCAAUGAAGGCUCUGUUGCCAUGUUUUAUGGGGCCCUUGGCUACAUGGGCUUCCAGGCUGCCAUCUGCUUCACAGUGGCUUUCCUGGCCAGGAAUCUGCCUGGGUCUUUCAAUGAAGCCAAGCUUAUUACGUUCAGCAUGCUGAUCUUCUGCAGUGUCUGGGUGUCCUUUGUGCCCACCUACCUGAGCACCAAAGGGAAGUACAUGGUGGCUGUGCAGGUCUUCUCCAUCUUGGCCUCCAAUGCAGGACUUCUGGGUUGUAUCUUUGUCCCCAAAUGUUUCAUUAUUUUCCUAAGACCAGAUUUAAAUACAAAAGAAUAUGUGAUGUCAAGAUAA